AUGGUUUCUUCUAGACUACUUCUUUUCCUGUCUCCAAUUUUCAUAUUAGUUGCUCUAGCCACUACCCAGCCAAGCUUCAUAUACUAUGCCUGUUCAAACGUUCAGGGUAAUUAUACCACAAAGAGUACCUACAAGGCGAACCUCAACCACGUCCUCUCAUCCAUCACCUCCAACACCGAUAUUGACAAUGGGUUUUACACUAAUGCCUCUGACGGCCAAGAACCUGACAAAGUUUAUGCAAUUGGACUUUGUCGAGGAGAUCUUAAGCAAGAUGUUUGCCGUAGUUGCCUCAAUGACUCUACAGUUGCUCUCACACAGCUUUGUCCCAAUCAGAAGGCGGCAAUAGGAUGGUAUGACAAUUGCUCGUUGCGCUUCUCAAACACCCCCAUAUUGUGCAUCGAGACCGAAAAUCCUAAUUUUACAGUUUGGAACUCAAAGAAUGUAUCGGACGUUGAUGGGUACGGUGAGGCGCUUAGGACCCUGCUAGAUACCAAGAUAAGUGAAGCUGCAUCGGGUGUUUCUCGCAAGUUUGCGACGGGAACCUCGCCCGCCCCGGACUUUAGCAAAAUACAUGUGCUUGUGCAAUGUACUCCUGAUUUAUCCCACCAAGAAUGCAGUAAAUGUUUACAAAUGAUUUCUGCUCAAAUUCCAGUCUGUUGUGUUGGGCAGGACGGUGCUAGAUAUUAUACACCCAGCUGUAAUUUUAGGUACGAGAGCUACCCUUUCUUUGACCUCACCGCUGCUCAAUUGUCACCGCCUGUGCAAGUACUCUAUCCGCCGCCGAUGAAAGGAAAGGAGAGAAACACUGGAACUGCUAUCAUCAUUGCUGUUCCGACUGUUAUUGUGAUGCUACUUAUUGUCAUUGUUUUCAUCUUUCUAAGAAUGAGGAAGCCAAGGGAUAAUUUUGAGACUGCGGAUGAAAUAACAAGUGUUGAAUCUGUGCAAUUCGAUUUCGGCACUAUCAGAGCUGCCACAGACAACUUUUCUGACGCAAACAAACUUGGGAAAGGUGGAUUUGGGCCAGUUUACAGGGGUAGGCUUUCAAACGGACAAGAGAUAGCUGUGAAAAGACUAUCAAGAAACUCUGGACAAGGAGAUGUUGAAUUUAAGAAUGAGGUCCUACUAGUGGCCAAGCUCCAACACCGGAAUUUAGUUAGGCUCCUUGGAUUCUGCUUGGAAGGAAAUGAAAGACUUCUUAUCUAUGAGUUUGUGCCUAACACAAGCCUUGAUCACUACAUAUUUGAUCCCAUGAAGCGUGCGGACUUAGAUUGGGGAAAGCGGUAUAAAAUUAUAGGUGGCGUUACUCGAGGUCUUUUAUACCUUCACGAGGAUUCGCGACUUCGAAUUAUUCAUCGCGACCUCAAAACUGGCAACAUUCUAUUAGAUGCAAAAAUGAAUCCUAAAAUUUCAGAUUUUGGUUUGGCAAGAUUAUUUGUAUCAGAUCAAACUGAAGGCAGUACAAAUAGAAUUGUGGGGACCUAUGGAUAUAUGGCUCCAGAAUAUGCAAUGUUUGGGCAAUUCUCGACAAAGUCAGAUGUCUUCAGCUUUGGUAUCCUAAUUCUGGAGAUUAUAAGUGGUCAAAAAACUACUAGUUUUCGGGACGCAGAAAACAUGGAGUACCUUCUUAGCUAUGCAUGGAGAAAUUGGAAGGAGGGGACAACUUCAAAUCUAAUGGAUCCCAUGUUAAUGAAGGCUGGUUCAAUGGCUGAAAUGAUGAGAUGCAUUCACAUCGGUCUGCUAUGUGUUCAACAAAAUGCAGCUGACAGACCAGACAUGGCUUCAGUGGUUCUCAUGCUUAAUAGCAAUUCUGUCGCUCUCCCUGUACCUACACAACCUGCAAGUUUUAUGCAGAGCAAUGGUCACUCAGCCACACCACUGCAACCGGACGUCAAUUGCGGGGGAACUAAUCACGAGGUUUCAAUUAGCGAGUUGUAUCCUAGCUCUCACAUUUGCCCUGCAAGACCCUUACAAGGGCAAACCUCAACAGCCUCCUGGCCUCCAUGUCUUCCAACACAGAAAUCGAUUACGGAGGAGACAUUUUUCCUGACGAAUGCCGCAUUUGUGUCAAUGCAUCGAGUAACAAUCUCUUACAGUAUUGUCCAAACCAGAAGGAGGCAAUCAUAUGCGAACGUGUCAGACGUAGAAGGGUUCAACCAGGUGCUAAGACCCCUGUUAGAUACGCUAAGAAACAACGCUGCAUCAGGAAGUUCUACUCGCAAGUUUGCUGUGGGAAGGGCGGCUACCCCUGGCUUCCAAACAAUACGUGCCCUUUUGAUGUGCACUCCUAAUUUGGACGAGUUGGAAUGCAGCAACUUCCUAAGGCGGGCUGUGGGAUAUAUUCCACAAUGUUGUAAUGGAAAGCAGGGCGGGAGAUAUAUAGCACCCAGCUGUGAUUUAAGGUACGAGGUAUACAGUUUCUACGACCUUGCAGCUGGGGCACCACCGCCAUCCCCACUGCCAUCGCCACCAACAUCCCUCUCAUUAGUACCACCGCUUCCACCUAUAAAAGAUAGUGUUAAAAGUGAGCAGGCCAGGGAGAGAGAUGAAAAAUAUGACAUAAUGAAGAAGAUAUUAAAAGUCAGUUCUGUCGAGCCCCUUGUUGAUGGACAUAAUAGCAAUUGCAUUACUCUUCUUCGGGCAAUGCACGAAUCUAAUUCAGAUGUAUUGACUUGCUCCUAUGAAGCAGUGGAUGAAAUCAGUAGCGGCAGCGCUGAAUCAUGGCAAUUCGACUUUGCACGAUUAAAGUUGCUAACGAGAACAUUUCUACUGCAAAUAAGCUUGGAGAAGGUGGAUUUGGGUAGAUUUCCAAAUGGACAAGAAAUAGCUGGGAAAAUGUUAUCUAGGGAAUCCGGACAAGAAAAACAAGAACUUAAGAAUGAAGUCCUAUUAGUGGCUAUGCUUCUUCAGCACCGAAAUCUGGAUUUUAAUUCUAUAAAAUAUAAAAAUAAACCAAAUCAGACAAUUAGUACUAUAUAUAUAUGCUACUUAAUUCAUAAGUUAGUUCUACACAAUAUUGGGUAUAAAAAAAAUAUUGAAUUGAUUUUCAAGGUACAAAUUUUGCCAAUGUCUAAUUUAAAUGUAUUGACUUGUUCCUCAUGUGAAGCUGUGGAUGAAAUAAUUAGUGCUGAAUCGUUGCAAUUCGACUUUCCUACAAUUAGAGUUGCUACAGAGAAUUUUUCAGAUGCAAAUAAGCUUGGGCAAGGUGGAUUUGGUGCUGUUUACAAGGGUAUGCUCUCGAAUGGACAAGAAAUAGCUGUGAAAAGGUUGUCUAGUGUUUCCGGACAAGGUGAUCAAGAAUUUAACAAUGAGGUCUUGCUAAUGGCUAAGCUUCAACACCGUAAUUUAGUCAAGCUCUUAGGUUUUUGCUUGGAAGGAAAUGAAAAGCUUCUCAUCUAUGAGCUCAUGCCUAAUGCAAGCCUCGAUCACUUUCUUUUUGAUCCAAUCAAACGUUUGCAUCUGGAUUGGGAGAAGUGUUACAAAAUCAUAGUAGGCAUUGCUCGAGGACUUCUUUAUCUUCACGAAGAUUCUCAAUUUCGUAUUAUUCAUCGUGAUCUCAAAACUAGCAACGUUUUAUUAGAUUCAGAGAUGAAUCCCAAAAUUGCGGAUUUUGGCAUGGCAAGAUUGUUUGUUCUAGAUCAAACUCAUGGAAAUACGAGAAGAAUCGUUGGAACUUAUGGAUAUAUGGCUCCAGAUUACGCAAUGCAUAAACACUUUUCAAUAAAAUCUGAUGUCUUUAGCUUCGGUGUAUUAGUUCUAGAGAUUGUGUCUGGGCAGAAAAAUAGUUAUUUCCGUAUAGGGGAAAAUUUAGAAGAUCUUCUUAGCUAUGCAUGGCGAAAUUGGAGGGAAGGCACAUCAUCAAAUCUUAUCGAUCCCACCUUGAGAGCUAUUUCAACAUCUGAAAUAAUGCGAUGCAUCCAUAUAGGAUUGCUAUGCGUUCAAGAAAAUGUAGGUGAUAGACCAACCAUGGCUUCCAUCGUUCUCAUGCUUAAUAGUCAUUCUAUCACUUUAUUGGUGCCCUCACGGCCUGCAUAUUUUAUGCACACCACCGUUGAAUCAGACAUGUCAUCAGACAAAUCAUUCCAAGCCUCAACAAAUGAGGCUUCAAUCAGUGAGUUAUAUCCUCGCUAGUGCUUAAUGGAAGUAAAAAGAAUUCUUCGUUCAAGUCUUUCGGAAAUUCACUUGAGGUCCAUUCAGCUUAAAGGGCUAUGCAACAGGAGUUGAGUGUAUUGGAUUUCAGGCCUGGACCCAUGAGUCUAUUCGAUUGCCAUUCACCAUUACCUAUACUGCCUAUAACCCGUGCUAUGGGUGAUUUUUUCAUAAAAAGUAUAUGCACUCAUGUAUGAAAUUGUUGGAAAGUUUUUGUCUAUUUAACAAUUUUAGCCACUUUAAAGUCAUUCAAAAUGUUAAAUUUUGGUCAU
This is a messenger RNA of Alnus glutinosa, 4418 nucleotides long. RefSeq lists its product as uncharacterized. Gene Ontology annotation, molecular function: protein kinase activity; ATP binding. The record is from RefSeq and is a predicted model, not a curated record. Gene Ontology annotation, biological process: protein phosphorylation. Lineage: Eukaryota; Viridiplantae; Streptophyta; Magnoliopsida; Fagales; Betulaceae. Bases 1 to 4128 code for a protein of 1375 amino acids. The transcript is spliced from 18 exons.